Molecule: messenger RNA, 2928 nt
Organism: Sphaerulina musiva SO2202
Lineage: Eukaryota; Fungi; Ascomycota; Dothideomycetes; Mycosphaerellales; Mycosphaerellaceae
Exons: 4
Coding region: 1349-2428 (359 amino acids)
Source: RefSeq, a predicted model, not a curated record
ACGAGACCAUCGCAAACAUGGUCCGUAAACUGAAGCAUCACGAGUCCAAGCUCCUGCGCAAAGUUGACUUCAUCAACUACAAAUCCGACGACAACCAUCGCCAGGCCGAAAUUGUGCGACGAUAUUCCAUCAGCAAACCUGCCGACUACACCAGCUACAACCGAUUAUGCGGCAAGCUUAGACAUCUCGCCCAUCGAGUCGCCCUUCUACCACCGGAUUCACUCUUCAGGCGGAAGCAAGAGGAUCUACUGCUCGAGAAGCUGCAUGAUAUGGGACUGCUGGGAGUCGGUGGCAGCGGCACAGGAAAGCUCUCUGAUGUUGAGCGUAAGAUUACCGUGUCGGCCUUUUGUCGACGACGACUAGGAGUGGUGAUGACGAGGUUGCGAAUGGCGGAAACUGUCAGCGCGGCCAACAAGUUCAUCGAGCAAGGACACGUACGAGUUGGGACCGAAGUCAUCACGGAUUCCGCAUUUCUUGUCACAAGAAACAUGGAAGAUUUCGUCACCUGGGUCGACUCCUCGAAGAUCAAGAGGAACAUCAUGAAGUAUCGAGACAAGCUUGAUGACUUUGACCUACUCUAGGCGUGCACGUCGAGCUGCAUCCGCUUCUCAGGCCAGACGGGAUGCUCACCAGGCUUUACGGUCAGCACGGCAUAUAAUCGCCGUUGUACGGAGACGCCCUCUGUCCUGCUGGUCAUAUGGUGCACUAUCCGAUCACUGUGUCACAACUUUGUAACCUCAGCAUUGGAAGGAUUCGGAAAAGUCCGUGCGCUUUGCCCAUGCAAGCUCACAUAUAUGGGGUUCUUCGCACACCCCGCCUCCUUCUUCCCUUCUUCUACCUCUUCUCCGUCUCCUUUUUGGCUGGAUCCUCACAUCACUGCUAGACACCAUCAGGCAUCUCCGAAACAGGACUCACUUGGACAGUUCCUCAUCCGGUCAUAGGCUGACUAAUUACACCAGUACUGCUGGCUUGUUGGCUUGUGUCUCGAAGAUCAGAUAGCCAUGACGGGACAGCAGAGUAUGUCAUCCUCAUCUCAACCUCGCGCGAAGAGUUUACGGGGCAAUCAAAAAGCUCUUAGUAAGUCUUCCUUGGUCUCGGUUGCUUCGCCGCCACCGCCAAAGCUGUAUCACACUCAAUGGCUUCCCAUCGAUGACAGCAUGCGAGGGAAUCAGGACCUGGUGAAGGAUGGCGUGUCAAUGCCGUUCUUUCAAGAUCUCAAAGAUCUUGAUCAGUUGCGACGAGCGUCACAGGAGUUACCUGAAUAUGACAGACUCGAAGUAAGUACCGACUGCCGUUCUCGCUUACCUACGUGUCUCACUGCGGCCGCUUUCAGGAUGCGCUCCUACAAAUGCGACAAGGUCAAGCUGCUCCGUCAAAACCAAGACAUCAACAUACAAGACAUAGACAAUCAAACAUAACACCAGUUCACUGUCCCAAGACAUCAUGCUCACGUGACAGUCGACCUAGCGAUAUGGUCACCGAGCCGAACGGAUCGACUUGGAUCUGCCGUACAUAUCUACAUAGCGGACAGGCCGCGACGCGCUGUGAACACCGUGGAACAGGCCUGAAUCAAUUGAUCGAAGUGAAGGGAUCUGAUAUGUCGGCAUCUCUCUCCGCGUACUGCCGCCCUGUCAUAUCGGAUUCUAGUAUGACUUCCUCGGACGAGCAAUCGCCGGAAGAAGACACCUCACCUCGACAGAACUGGCUUAUAGGUGAGGAGGGGAGAAACGUCAGGGCCACAGUACCCCAGCCCAAUGAGAUGGGACGUGUGCGGGAUGACCCGGCAUGGCACACAAGAGUCGCACGAAAGGAUGUCACCUGGCAACGGAGUCGACCAUCUAAGAGCAAGGCAAUGUUGGAGGCUAUGAGGGUUUCAGAGCCAGAAGCAACGGAGUCGCUUCCCCCAUGCGAGUGGUCAGAUUACCCGAAUGCCAGAGAUCCACCAGCCCCCUCAUGCUUCCAGCACUGUCCCAGCUACACAGAGGCCCCAGGAACUACGCGACACAAUGUUGCAGAAUCAAACCCACCUGAGAUUCAACAAAAUCCCCGCCCUCUAUGGCAAUAUCAGCACGUAUUCACUUCAAAUCGCCCAACGCAGAGCGAGUUGGUCGACUACCCUUUCGCCUCCACCAGAGGCAAUUUUGCGGAUACAGCUCACUUGCCGCUCGUACCAUUCGAAGAUCCACGUCUAUCUGAUCCGCAGCCCAAGCACUUGGCUACGGACUAUGAUGUCGACUCUGGAAGUUUGAUCAGUAAGGUCUUCUUGACUGCUUUACCUUUUGGAAGCAUGAUUGAGACGGCAAAUCUCUACUCUGAUGAGAAAUGCGAUAUUUGUCAAGAGUAUGCAAUGGGAGAAAGAGGAACGAAGUGUGAUGUGCAUGGAGCUGAGGCUGGCACACAGUACAAGUCACAUGCCAGACUGUACUGAGUUUUCGGACAAUUGGAAAGAGUGAAGGAGAGUGGCGAACAUGCUGGGGUGAGCAUGGACACAUGAAGCUCCAGAUGUUUUGUAGUAUUUCUGGAUCUGAGGUACGUCGCCUGAUCUAACACGAACGGAGACUCUUGUACUGCUGCUUGUAGCGUUGUCGUGUUGAGAAUGUGCAACGGACGACAAGGAGAGCCAUCAUAAAUCCCCAGCGCAUCUCAUGCCAUGAUCUCCGUGGAAUUACAGACGCUUCAAUCCUGCGGCCUCGAUUGUACGCCAGAUAUAGACAAACUUAUCACUGUCACUCCGAAAAGUCGGGAAAGUUUGCGCUUCAUUCGUGGGUUAUGCUUUUUCAGCUCUUUCGAGAGUUCAGGGGCGUUUUCCCAUGGGCGUUAGAGUGAAUAAGUUGUUGUUGCACGCCACGCCAAGUCCAGCAGCCUUCUGCAAGUAGGUUCAUCUGCGAGCCGCUGAUUUGGAUACAGAGUGCUACAGUUGUAUGGGUA